UGUAAACACGGAAGUGACGUUGCUGAGUCUUUCUCAUAUGCGCUAAACUCACAUUUUGUGCUCAUAUGUGCAUAUUUAGGCGUAUAACCUCUCAGGAGUUAAAUGUUGAAGAUAUGUAAACGAGUCCGUGUUGCGGAGAGACGGUCUGAGAAGGACUUUGACUGUUAAAACCUCAUCGCGGCGUCUGAAAUUACUCUGUUAGCCUAGCAUGUGAGAGUGAUGGCAGAUAAAAAUGUGAAAACAUUUCAGUUUGUGAUUGUGGGAGGUGGUAUCGCCGGUGUGACAUGUGUCGAACAGUUGUCGUCCCAGAUUCCGUCAGCAGACGUGGCUCUGAUCACAGCCGGUCCUCACAUCAAGGCAGUAGCCAACUAUAAACAGGUGUCCAGGGCGUUGGAAGAAUUUGAUGUGGAGGAGCGGCCGUCCAGUGUUCUUGAAGAGAAAUUCCCCAACCUGACUGUCAUCCAUUCUCCUGUUAAAUCACUUGACACUGAGUCACAUUCGCUGGAAACAACAGAUGGACAGGUCUUUGGCUAUGAGAAGUUGUGUAUUUGCAGUGGCGGCAGACCCAAACUCCUGACUCAGGACAAUCCCUAUGUGCUCGGGAUACGAGAUACAGAUAGUGCUCAGGAGUUUCAGAAGCGACUGUCCAAAGCAAGGAGAAUUGUUGUUGUUGGAAAUGGAGGGAUUGCUUUGGAGUUAGUGUAUGAGGUGGAAGGCUGUGAGGUGAUCUGGGCAGUGAAGGACAAGGCCAUAGGAAACACAUUUUUCGAUGCUGGAGCGGCACAGUUCCUCAUCCCGUCACUCGAGGCCAGCAAACCAGAGGUUGCGGCUCCGUGUAAGAGGCCUCGCUACACAACAGAGGACAGAGCUGCUGGAUCCUUACACACCUUUACAGCAGAUAGACACUCCCGAGUUCAUGAUGCUGGUCCCCAAGAGUCUGGUAGUGCUCUUGGGCCAGACUGGCAUGAAGGGAUAGUCCUGCGCGGAGCAGAGCAGGUGUCUCGCAGAGUUUCAGUUGAAUACCACUGUGAAGUGGAAAAGAUCUUCACCUCUGAGGAACUUCUCAAUUCUCCAGUGAAAUCUGACUGUGUAGGAUCCUGGCCAGUUUGCAUCCUGCUGACCAAUGGCAAAACAUUUGGCUGCGAUUUCGUUGUCAGCGCCACCGGUGUCGUGCCAAACACCGAGCCAUUUCUCCAUGGCAACACUUUUGCUGUGGCAGACGAUGGUGGCCUGCGAGUUGAUGAUCACAUGAGGACGUCAGAGUCGGACGUGUACGCCGCAGGAGAUGUGUGCACGGCAUGCUGGGAACACAGUCCACUUUGGCAGCAGAUGCGUUUAUGGACGCAGGCCCGUCAGAUGGGCUGGUAUGCAGGCCGCUGCAUGGCUGCGCACGUCCUGUCAGAAAAAAUCGAGCUGGACUUCUGCUUUGAGCUCUUCUCCCAUAUCACCAAAUUCUUCAACUACAAGGUGGUCCUGCUGGGAAAGUUCAACGGACAGGGGCUGGGCUCUGAGCAUGAGCUGCUGGUCCGCUGCACCAAAGGCCAGGAGUAUGUCAAGGUGGUUCUGAGCAACGGGAGAAUGGUCGGGGCCGUGCUGAUUGGAGAAACUGACCUGGAAGAGACUUUUGAAAACCUCAUUCUCAAUCAGAUGGAUCUAACACCAUAUGGAGAGGAUCUCCUCAACCCCAACAUCGACAUCGAAGACUAUUUUGACUGAACGCUGCACACUGAAGAAUCACGCAAAGGAAGAGGCAUGAUGAAACACAGAUAACAAAUCACACCUGGAAAUGUCUAAAGGUCUUGAAAAGUACAGGUGUGUAAAAGAGAGAUCACAAUAAGUGGAAAUACUUUUAUUAUUAAAAAAAUAAAUUAUUUUCAGAAUUUACUGUGCAGAAUGCUAUUUACUGAUUUGCUCCACCUUCACUUUAUCACAAAACUUAGAGCAAUAUUCACAAUUUAAACAUAAAUGUAAUAUUGUGCAUUAAAGGAAGAAAUAUGAUGGUUGACUUAAUCCAUUGUUAUGCAAGAUAAACACAUUUAUGUCAAAGAGUUCAACACAUAAGGUUAAAAAGAAAAAACUUGUUUGUUGCCAUGUUGCCGGAGUAACUCAUGAUCAAAUUUCAACCCAUACAUUGACAGUCGAUCCUUCUUUGUGGCCUGCAUUGUCAGGCAGGCAUUGUAUUCUUUUUUUUUUUUUUUUUUUUAACGAUUCCUAUUCUGAAUGAAUAGGAUCUCUGAAAUGGAAAGGCUUUUAUCAACAGUCAGGCUAAAGAAAACAAUCACUCUUAUGCAUUUGUUCUUUUUUGGUGCCCUGUCGGCUUGUGAUUUGUAGGAUGAGUGAUUUACAAAAAGUCAUCCACCACACAUAAUUUAUAUGCUAAAAGCUAAUGGAACAACUGGGAUUUAUGGUCAUGCUACAUGAUGUAAAAGUCAUUAAGUGACAACUGUAGAAGUAAGUAAUCAAAAUACAAGAACAAAGCUUUCAAUUUAUUGAAAAAGGUUUCAGUGGGCAGCUCGGAAUGGUGCAGUGAUUCCACUGGGAAGAUCUCCCAGGAGUGUGCGUGCGCCUCGGGGAGUUGAGAGCAAGGUGUUGUUUACCUGGUGAGUCAACGCCACCCACAGUAGCACAGGCACCAAAAAGUAAUUCUUUCUUUCUUUCUUUCUUCCAAACUGACACUACUGGAGUUCUCUGAGAUCCCAGGUACAGAGCUCGUG
Salarias fasciatus (jewelled blenny) is the source of this 2714-nucleotide messenger RNA. It is a transcript of the gene pyroxd1, whose product is annotated as pyridine nucleotide-disulphide oxidoreductase domain 1. Lineage: Eukaryota; Metazoa; Chordata; Actinopteri; Blenniiformes; Blenniidae. Bases 220 to 1716 code for a protein of 498 amino acids. The record is from RefSeq and is a predicted model, not a curated record. Gene Ontology annotation, molecular function: oxidoreductase activity. The transcript has 13 exons.